AUGCGUUUGGAUGAGGAUAGUCAGGCCACUAAUGCUUUUGUGUGUUGGAACAUCUGGCUUGGGCGAAAUGGAGUGGUCUGGAAUGAUAAACCACUGGAAGCAGUUGCCAUUGUUGCUUCUGUUUGUCAUCAAUACUCUUCUUGGAAAAACUAUGAUUCUGCUAAUGUCAGAGGUGUAGUAAUAAGUAGGAAUGAUGGCUUAAUUCGAUGGAAAGCUCCAUCCCUUGGUUGGUUGAAAGUCAACACGGAUGCAGCUUUUUUUCCGGGUAGACAAAGGAUCAAAAUAGGAUUGUGGUUCGUGAUUGUUUGGGUAAUCUUGUCCAAGCUCGCCAAUUUCGGUAACAAUUCCCCUCGUUUGGAUGAAAUUAUAGGGAUAAGGGAGGCUCUAAGCUGGUUAAAGGACAAAGAUAAAAUUAUUUUGGAGUCUGACGCUAUGGAGGUGCUAUUAGAAAUCAGGAAUCCAGGCUGUUGGGAGUCGGAGUUGCUGGCUAAGGACUAUGUCAAUUUAGCGAAGCGGUUUGAUAACAUUAAUUUUAUUUUCGUGAGGCGAUCUGCGAAUCAGGCGGCACAUGUUUUAGCGCAAUAUGCCAGUUCUAUUUCAGGUCAUCAGAAGUGGUUUUGUCACUUUUCUGAAUUUUCUCACAACUGUAAUCGUUUUCGAUUUGAUUUAAUAGAAUCUUUUCUGUCCAUAAAAAUUGAAUAA
Mercurialis annua (annual mercury) is the source of this 702-nucleotide messenger RNA. RefSeq lists its product as uncharacterized. The record is from RefSeq and is a predicted model, not a curated record. The transcript has a single exon. Gene Ontology annotation, molecular function: nucleic acid binding; RNA-DNA hybrid ribonuclease activity. Lineage: Eukaryota; Viridiplantae; Streptophyta; Magnoliopsida; Malpighiales; Euphorbiaceae. Bases 1 to 702 code for a protein of 233 amino acids.